AUGCUCAAUUCAUACCGAAAUCUGAUUCGACUCCAUACGUCAAUAUUAAACAACUUUCAACAUUUUAAUUUGAGAAAACUGUAUUUACAAGGGAAUUUAUCGUUGCAAUUAACUGAUAGUAUGUUAUGUUUGACACCAGUUUUGACUUGUUUACAUUUGAGUUCAUUUGUUCGAGAACAACCAAUGAUUUAUUUUCAGCAUUUAAGCUACAGUUUUCAACGAUUUACUCUUCAUCUCAAUCGAUUUAAUUGUGAAUUUCUAUUCAACGGACAAUAUGAAGAAUUUCUUCUUAUGAAACUCAGACUAGAACAAUUACAUCCGUGUUUUGCACAUCGUUUUCACUUUACAAAACUUGAUUAUGGUCGAAUACAAGUAUCCACUAAUUAA
Messenger RNA from Adineta ricciae, 387 nucleotides. The record is from the annotation of a GenBank genome assembly. NCBI's taxonomy places the organism in Eukaryota, Metazoa, Rotifera, Eurotatoria, Adinetida, Adinetidae.